AUCAAAACAUAACUAGCGACAGACCCACUAGAGUAGUAUGGAUUCUCAGAAAUGUUCAUUGGCUAUCUUUCUGUUACUUUCUGCUUUACUAGCAUCCCUUACUUUUGGCCUUUCAAGUGAGUAUUCCAUAGUGGGAAAUGACUUUGAUAACUUUGUUUCGGAGGGACGAGUAAUCGAGCUGUUUCAGCAAUGGAAAGAGAUGCACAGGAAGGUGUACAAGUAUACAGAGGAGGCCGAGAAAAGGUUCCAAGCAUUUAAAAGGAAUUUGCGGUAUGUAGUUGAGAAGAACUCAAAGGUUCUGAGAGGAGGACAUGUCGUGGGGUUGAACAAGUUUGCUGAUUUAAGCAAUGAGGAGUUCCGGGAGGUCUAUUUGGCAAAGGUGAAGAAACCAAUCAACAGAAUGAGUGUUCAACGAAAGGUGCAUUCAUGUGAGGCUCCUUCGAGCUUGGAUUGGAGAAAGAGAGGAGUCGUCACCGCUGUCAAGGAUCAAGGCUCAUGUGGAAGUUGUUGGGCAUUCUCCUCUACCGGAGCCAUGGAAGGGAUAAAUGCUAUAGUCACCAGAGACCUUAUUAGUCUUUCAGAACAAGAACUUGUCGAUUGCGAUACUACAAAUGAUGGAUGCGAGGGAGGCUAUAUGGACUAUGCAUUCGAAUGGGUUAUAAAUAAUGGUGGGAUUGACACUGAGUCAGGCUAUCCUUACACUGGUGUCGAUGGUUCCUGCAACACUACAGAGGAGGAAACCAAAGUGGUAUCCAUUGAUGGGUAUGAAGAUGUAGGAGAAUCUGACAGUGCACUUCUGUGUGCCACCGUUCAGCAACCCAUUAGUGUGGGUAUGGAUGGCUCUGCGAUUGAUUUCCAACUCUAUACAGGCGGGAUUUACGAUGGUGACUGCUCAGACAACCCAGAUGACAUCGAUCAUGCAGUUUUGAUUGUCGGGUAUGGAUCUGAAAAUGGGGAAGAUUAUUGGAUUAUAAAGAACUCAUGGGGUACAAGCUGGGGAAUGGAUGGCUAUUUCUACCUGAAACGAAACACUGAUUUGCCUUAUGGUGUUUGUGCAAUCAAUGCCAUGGCUUCUUAUCCAACCAAAGAAUAUUCUGCUCCAUCUCCUACAUCUCCAACAGGUCCUCCCCCUCCUCCUCCAACGCCAUCACCAUCACCACCGCCACCACCUCCUUCUCCUUCACCCAGUGAAUGUGGAGACUUCUCCUAUUGCCCGGCAGAUGAGACAUGCUGUUGCAUUCUUGAGUUAUUUGAUUACUGCUUUGCCUAUGGCUGCUGUGAUUACGUGAAUGCCGUUUGCUGUACCGGAACAGACUACUGCUGCCCAAGUGAUUAUCCCAUUUGUGAUAUCGAAGAAGGGCUCUGUCUCCAGAACACUGGAGAUUAUGUUGGUGUAGCAACAAAGAAGCGAAAGAUGGCUAAGCACAAGUUUCCAUGGACAAAAAUGGAGGAGGCACAGAAGAGCUACCAAGCAGUACUCCAGUGGAAGAGAAACCCGUUGGCAUUAGCGGCAUUACGCUGAAACAAAACAAAAGAAACAAGAUUAUGAUUGUUUUGGACAUUGUUAUAUGAUUUCUGCCAUGUUUUGUUUUGAUUUAAUGUUUCAAGUCUUGCAAACUAUAUAUGUUCAUGCUGUGUGUAGAACACAGACAGAAUAUAAUUAGGAGGGGAAUGAUGCUUGCAGAGUUGCAGGUUGCAUACCAUGUUGUCCUGGGUGCAGCAGUUAUUAUUUUUCCUUAAGUAAAUAAAACAUGGUAUUUUAUAAUGAGGAACCUAUUGGUAGA
This is a messenger RNA of Tripterygium wilfordii, 1784 nucleotides long. RefSeq names its product low-temperature-induced cysteine proteinase-like. Bases 38 to 1522 code for a protein of 494 amino acids. Lineage: Eukaryota; Viridiplantae; Streptophyta; Magnoliopsida; Celastrales; Celastraceae. Gene Ontology annotation, molecular function: cysteine-type endopeptidase activity. The record is from RefSeq and is a predicted model, not a curated record. The transcript is spliced from 5 exons. Gene Ontology annotation, cellular component: lysosome.